GCAUGUACCUGUGUCUGUAUCAGUACCUGUAUCUCAACUGCCACCAAAACGUAUCAUCCAAGUGCACAGACUAAAUAUUAAGAAGGAUUUGAUUGACUUAUUCCGAGAUCCAUUAAUUAUGAGUCAGGACAUAGAGAUAAUUGUUAUUGAUGCUGUGGGAGUUGAAGAAGUGGGCAGAGGUGUUGGGUUGCUUAGAGAUGUUUUCUCUCUUUUUUGGAAAGAAACAUACGAUUCCCUUUUUGUUGGAGAAAAUGAGCGCGUACCAUUUGUAAGACAUGACUAUCAAAGGGAUGAAUGGGUUGCUGUUGGCAGAAUUUUGGUGAAAGGACAUUUAACCUGUCAAUACCUACCAGUCCUUCUGUCUCAAACGUUCCUUGCUUGUCUCUUUUGGGGGGAGUCUGCAGUAACUAGUGCUAUGCUGACUCAAUCCUUUAGAAAUUACAUUUCAGUAGAUGAAAAAUGUUUGAUUGACAAGUGCCUCGCUGGUGACAUGAAGUGGGAUGAUGAAGAUGAAAUGUCCCAGCUUUUAGAAGUUUUUAGUAACUAUGACUGUCGAAUUAUGGUAAAUUCCGAGAAUGUUAGUCAAGUUAUUGAAGAAAUAGCCCAUAAGGAGCUGCUGCAGAAGCCACAGUAUAUUACAGACUGCUGGAAGGAUAUAGUUUCUACACUUCUUCCUAGUUUUCCUGAUUUUGCAGCAAUUUCCAAAAGGUAUGAAUUGUUAAUACCAUCCACAAGCAAAAUCCUUAGUUGCCUAGAGGCAAACCCUGAGAGUGAUGGGGAAAGGGAUAGCCUUAAGUUUCUCAAACGGUAUAUUAAGGGCCUUGACACGCCUCAGAAAUUAUCAAAGUUUGUAAGGUUCAUCAGUGGGUCUGAGUUAAUGCUUUUUGAUACAAUCCAAGUAAAUUUUACCAACUUAUCUGGUUUGGGUCGCCGACCAAUUGCCCACACUUGUAAUACUGUAUUGGAGCUAUCCUCGACUUAUCAGUCAUUUCCUGAACUUAGAGAGGAGUUCAGUGCAAUACUUGCAUCAGAUUAUUGGGAAAUGGAUAUUGUGUAAUAUGCCUUGUGACUUAAAGAAGACCAUUGUGAUGGCAAAUGCAAGCUGAUUUAAAACAGACUGAUAAUAUCAUUUUUGUAGUGAAAUUGUGUUUUCUGCCUUGGAUAGGUAUUUUCGGUUUUAAAACAUUUAACAACUGUGCACAAAUUAUUUUCAGGUAAAUCAUACUGGGAAAUUGUUAGCUAAUGGCUGAUUGUAGUAUCAAGCUUGUUAUCUGUUCAAGUUGACAUUUUCAAGUUAGUUGAAUGCUGGGAACACCUGUUUUAAAGAUUGUUACCACCAAAACGGCCUUAUCUCAGCAAAGUUUCUUAUACGUUGAACUGAUUCCUAAGGAUGUCCAUGCAUCUCAAAUAUUGAGUUCUACCAUGUUCACCAUCGUCAUUCAAAGGGUGACAGGAGACUUCCAAGAUAUGCAGUUGUUGUGGUGUCAGCCGAACAUCAACAACUGGUAUUGAGACCUGGUAAUCGUCGUCGUCUACUGGUCUUCCUGCACUUGUUAGUUUAGUGGUAGGACAAGCGAAUGAAUUUGAUAUCUUUGCUUCAACGGAAUUUCUUUCCUCGUACUUUGUAAUUGCACGUAAAACAAAGCGUACUUUUGUCAAAACAGCUUCUAUUAUUGUCUUGAAAUCUUGAAGGACAGAGUCCUCACUUUGCCAUACACUAUGCAACAGCAACUGUAAAGUUAAAAUUGCAUCUUCCAGACGCACGUUAGCUUGUUCAAAGUAAUCAACGGAGACAUCGUAUGUGUUCAAGUUCUGAAUACUAAUCAACAGGGUACGAAGAGACUCUACGAAGUUGUAAAGGCCUCUCUCGUUGCCAUCUCUUAAAGUUUCAUCCGCCAUUUUGCUUUUGAAAUUGC
Stylophora pistillata is the source of this 1916-nucleotide messenger RNA. RefSeq lists its product as uncharacterized. The record is from RefSeq and is a predicted model, not a curated record. Lineage: Eukaryota; Metazoa; Cnidaria; Anthozoa; Scleractinia; Pocilloporidae. Gene Ontology annotation, molecular function: ubiquitin-protein transferase activity.